AUAGACAUGCUGUGUGCUCUCAUGUGUCCGAUGCACGAUGACUACGACCUGCGGCAGGAGCAGCUGAACAAAGCCUCUCUGCUCUCCUCGAAGAAGUUCCUGGAGAACCUGCUGGAGAAGUUCCUCAGUAACGUGGAGCACGGCACAGGAGCGCUGGUGAUCAGCUCGCUGCUGGACUUCCUGACCUUUGCCCUCUGCGCUCCUUACAGCGAGACCACCGAGGGCCAGCAGUUCGACAUGCUGCUGGAGAUGGUGGCCUCCGACGGACGGACGCUCUUCAAACUCUUCCAGGUCAGGG
Messenger RNA from Sinocyclocheilus anshuiensis, 298 nucleotides. Its product is annotated as dnaJ homolog subfamily C member 13-like. Gene Ontology annotation, cellular component: endosome membrane. The transcript has 3 exons. The record is from RefSeq and is a predicted model, not a curated record. Gene Ontology annotation, biological process: regulation of early endosome to late endosome transport; endosome organization; receptor-mediated endocytosis. NCBI's taxonomy places the organism in Eukaryota, Metazoa, Chordata, Actinopteri, Cypriniformes, Cyprinidae. The annotation marks the transcript as partial.